CUGAUACAAACUGUUAGUGCUGUGGAUAAAGAUGAACCACCACGUGGACACAAAUUUUUUUUUGAACUAGUGCCAGAGUACACAGUCCAUCCAAACUUCUCUAUUGUGGAUAAUAAAGAUAACACAGCAGGCGUUGUAACCAGACGGAAUGGAUAUAGCCGCAAUAAAAUGAGCACCUAUCUCUUGCCAGUAAUAAUAUUUGACAAUGACUACCCCAUCCAGAGCAGUACAGGCACACUGAGCAUCAAAGUGUGUGCCUGUGACAGCAGGGGAAAUAUGCAGUCUUGUAAUGCUGAAGCUUUGCUCCUUCCGGCAGGCCUUAGCACAGGUGCACUCAUUGCCAUUCUGCUGUGCAUUAUUAUUCUGUUGAUUUUGGUUGUGUUGUUUGCUGCAAUGAAGCACCAGAGGAAAAAAGAGCCCUUGAUCAUUUCAAAAGAUGAUGUCCGAGACAACAUUGUCACCUAUAAUGAUGAAGGAGGUGGGGAGGAAGAUACCCAAGCCUUUGAUAUUGGCACUCUAAGGAACCCUGAAGCCAGAGAAGAAAGCAAAAUGAGAAGAGAUGUGAUGCCAGAAACUAUUUUCCAGAUAAGGAGGACAGCAUCUUUGUGGGAAAACAUUGAUAUCCAAGAUUUUAUCCAUCGGAGACUAAAGGAAAAUGACUUGGAUCCAACUGCACCCCCUUAUGACUCUUUAGCAACAUAUGCCUAUGAGGGUAAUGAUUCUAUAGCAAAUUCACUUAGUUCUUUGGAAUCACUUACCGCAGAUGGUGGAAAUCAAGACUAUGACUAUCUGAGUGACUGGGGGCCACGAUUUAAAAAAUUAGCAGAUAUGUAUGGUGGAGAUGAGAGUGACCAGGACUAA
Pseudonaja textilis is the source of this 861-nucleotide messenger RNA. NCBI's taxonomy places the organism in Eukaryota, Metazoa, Chordata, Lepidosauria, Squamata, Elapidae. The record is from RefSeq and is a predicted model, not a curated record.